This is a messenger RNA of Sphaeramia orbicularis (orbiculate cardinalfish), 6743 nucleotides long. It is a transcript of the gene purab, whose product is annotated as purine-rich element binding protein Ab. The transcript has a single exon. NCBI's taxonomy places the organism in Eukaryota, Metazoa, Chordata, Actinopteri, Kurtiformes, Apogonidae. Gene Ontology annotation, biological process: regulation of transcription by RNA polymerase II. Bases 78 to 923 code for a protein of 281 amino acids. Gene Ontology annotation, cellular component: nucleus. The record is from RefSeq and is a predicted model, not a curated record. Gene Ontology annotation, molecular function: DNA-binding transcription factor activity, RNA polymerase II-specific; RNA polymerase II transcription regulatory region sequence-specific DNA binding; purine-rich negative regulatory element binding.
GCGGAGUGGUUUGACGGGCAGUCGAGGUUGCAGCAGGCAGAGGGAGACGGUGGAAGGUAAAGCAGGGAGGCAGCAUCAUGGCGGACAGAGACAGUGGCAGUGACCACGGAGGGCCCACCGCAGGCCCCGGCUCGCUGCCUCCGGGUACGAUGGGUGCCAUGUCCCGGCUGCAGCACGACACCGAAGAGCUCGCAUCCAAGCGCGUCGACAUCCAGAACAAGCGCUUCUACCUUGACGUGAAGCAGAAUGUUAAAGGCCGCUUCCUAAAGAUAGCCGAGGUCGGAGCUGGGGGAAACAAGAGCCGCCUCACUCUGUCCAUGUCGGUGGCCGUGGAGUUCCGUGAUUAUCUCGGGGACUUUAUCGAACAUUACGCCCAGCUGGGUCCGAGCAACCCGGACAUGGUGCAGGAUGAGCCCCGGCGGGCGCUCAAGAGCGAAUUCCUAGUGCGGGAGAAUCGGAAAUAUUACAUGGAUCUGAAAGAGAACCAGAGGGGGCGGUUCCUUAGGAUCCGACAGACCGUUAAUCGGGGGCCUGGAUUGGGAAGCGCGCAAGGCCAGACCAUCGCUCUGCCGGCGCAGGGUCUCAUCGAGUUCCGCGACGCUUUGGCCAAACUCAUCGAUGACUACGGCGUGGACGAGGAGCCGGCGGAGCUCCCGGAGGGCACCUCGCUCACGGUCGACAACAAACGCUUCUUCUUCGACGUGGGUUCUAAUAAGUACGGGGUCUUCAUGCGGGUCAGCGAGGUGAAGCCCACGUACCGGAAUUCCAUUACAGUACCCUGUAAAGUGUGGUCCAAAUUCGGCAACACCUUCUGUAAAUACGCGGAGGAGAUGAGAAAGAUCCAGGAGAGGAGUAGAGAGAAACGGGCCUCCGAACUGCUACCUGAGGGCCCGCACGGCGGAGAUGACGGCGACGAUGACUGACGCGGAUUUUUGGGAAGCAGAAAUGAAACAAACCAAGACGAAACUGAACUCUGAGAUGAAAACGAUACUUUAAACUGUAAAAUAGAAAGAGAAUUUCCAAGGGAAUCACCCCACACACACAACCUCCACAGACAUGACAGCACCUCUGCUGUCUCCUCGCUCAUUUUACUGGAUGUCACCCCACUUACCACCCAUGUAACAGUAAGCCGCUGCUAUCAAGGAUUGAACUGUAAGAUAUGAACUGUUUCCUACUUGAUUUAAAUGACAAUGAACAGAGUGUUUAUAUCUCUAUCAAUGACAGAUUUUGCACACAUCAAAGCUAUUUCGAAAAAAUGUUCAGAUGUUUUCAAACUGGUAAUAUACCUACUAAGAUUUAAUCGAAAACAAAACCAGAGGUCUAUUAUAUAAAAUGACAGUCUUCAUGUAGAACAAAUAUUUGACAUCAGCACAAAGAGAAUAUAUUAUGGACUUUAUGAAACCAAAAUCUGAUAUCAGAUGUAUAGUUUAUUAUAAAGGUACGCAGAAUAAAUAUGAAAGCGCUCUAAAAGUGUAUGAAUUGCAGAACGCAGCACCACAGGCCUGUAAACACCUGUCAGCAUGCGUGUAGGCUCAUGUUUUGAAAAGAAGUUUGGCAAAGUAGGCUACAGUCUUUAAUUUGACCUAAAACAUAGUAGGCUAAAGAAAGCAUUUCUAUCAUGCCAUUAUGGAAAGGUUGAGACUUAAAAAUAAAUAGCCUAUUUUGUGCACCUCAAACAAAUGGGAUAAACUUAUCUCUAAGCUAUUACUAUAUUGAAUAUCAGCCCUCUUGCACCAUGUCCAUAUAAAAUUAAAUGAAAAAAGUGCUAACUUAGAUGUACUAAUUAUGAUUUUGUGAAUCAGCUGUAAAAAAAAAUCCUUAUUAAGAUACCCACGUUUUCUGUGGGUUAAGUUUUUCUUUGUUACUUUGUGUUUUUUUUUCCUCUGGGGGGGUGGGGGAUGCAAAAGGAUAAGGUCCACUUGUGGGAGCGCAAGGCGCGGAACAAAAAAGUAAAAAAAAAAAUAAAAAAAGACGCGUCAGCGCAGCGCGCGGCGAGGCAACGCAUCCUCUCUGACGUCAUUACGACCCGUGCCUUAUACACUCCACUCGUUUACGUGUUCUCACGUGGAUGGUCUGUGACCUCGACCGCUGUACGUUUUCAUUUACGAGUGCUGUUAUGUAGGCAGAAAUUUAUACUCACCAGGGCUGCGAGAUUCACACCUCUGUGGUGCAUGGAGCAUGGGUGGCAACACCAAAACUAAGCUGAAUGGUGAGCCAAUUGUGGAAGUGGGCAGAUACAGGGCCCCAAGCCAAAGUGGGCCCUUCAGAUAGAUAAAGUGCUGCCAAACUAACACAUGGAAACAGGGGGGGUGGCUCAGGGUCUUAUGACCCUGGUGCCCAGAAUCCAUCACAGCACCCCCGGCUGGGUGGCUUCUCACAGAGUAGAGAUGUGUCUGAGCAGGAGUACGACCCAGGAUCUACUGUUUGCGGCACCACUGGGUGUCAGCAGGGAGAUUCAUUUGGAAAUGUUACGGGUGGCUUUGCACACCAUAUGCACCAUGAUGUAUAAAACAAAAAAACAAAACAGCAACAAGAAAACAAAAUCAGGAGCGGCUGGAUGAGGCUAUUCGUCAGAGCUGAGAUGGAUGCUGUUAAAGAGCCUGGCAGUCAGCCAGCCAGGCAGGCCAGCCGGCCGGUCCCAUGCAGUCAGUCUGAGUGCAGUCCAGUGGAUGUAGAGGCCUAUCAGUGCAGGGCCAAGGCAGUAUCUAUCUCUUUAUGGUGCUACAGCCCCUUGAACGCUCAUUGGGGGCCUCGCCGCUCAGAAUAUGUCACUUUUGCAUUACUGUUAUUCUGAUGCUCUUUUUUUCUUCAAAGUUCUCUUCUCCACGUUAUGUUGUCCAAAACAUGUCAGGGUUCUCCCUCCAAGACAGAGGAAGUCACUGACCAGUGUAGGACGUUUCAUAUUAGUGUGCAAUAUUGUGUACGUGCCAAUCACGGCAUUGUAUCACGUGUAUAGACAAUAAAAAGACGAAAAAAUGUAUAGGCUAUGUGAUCAGUAGAUAUUUGAAAGCAUGAUGAUGAGGUUGAUGAAUCUCCAUUAUUUUACCGAAAUGUGAAGUCUUUCUUCUCAAGCACUUGCUUGGAGUGAAAAAAAAGUCAGAGCAGUAGUGAGGUAUUUUCCUGUCACGUUCUGUAAACCAGUAGGCUGCCUUGUCUGUCUAUCAGUGCGCGUAGACUAGUUCGGGUGUUUCAUGUUCCCUUUUGGAAUCACUGCAGAGAAAACCCUGUCCUACCUUUUUCCUCCCUGUACAUGCAGUCAACAACCUCUGUCUCUAUGUCAGCCCUUCUGCAGUGGCCUACACUGAUGUUGAAAAGUAUCUUGGAGGCUCUGGUCCAGGGCCUGACACACACACAUACACACAUACAGUCUCCCCCUGUUGAGGCCUCUUGUUGCUAUCUGAGUGUUUGGGAGGCCUCGAAAGUAUUUUGAAUGGUGUCUAGAAAUGCACAAGGCCUCCUGUCAUUAGAAGCCAGGAAACUGUGUGUUAGGAGCCUGUGCGCGACCCUUUGCUCGCCUACGACUGCCGAUUGCACGGCAGGUGAACAGCUAUGAUUAGACUUUGGUUUGUCUGUGGUUUCACUUGAGCUAGGGGAUAGCAAUCAGCCACUGUAGACUGGAAGAAUUGAGGAGUUCGACAUUGUUUUUACUGUAAGAAUUACAAUCCCGCUCUCCAAUGUGGGCAGACACUGAUCUAAGGUCAGCUCCUCUUUUCCUGCUCACAUUUAGAUCAUUUACAAAAGCCCUGGCUCUUUGUCAGUGGAGCAAAUCUUGUGUCAGUGUCCAAACAAAAAUCCCAUUCUCCCUCCUUAAACUGACCAAGCUCUAGUUUUCAAUUUAUGUCCCAGUUAACAAUAUAUAUUCUCCAAAUUGUUAGAUGACCUUUAUUUGAAGCAGGUUGGUCUGUAAGAGCUUCUGUGUCUGAGUCUGUUCACAGGCCCUGUCAGAGUGGCGUGCCACCUAGCUGGCAUGAAAGGGAAACACAGACUGCACGGAUGGCAGCUUUAGAGGCCUCAGCUGGAUAAAAGCUGCUAAUGUAGUUAUAGCCCGGGCCUGCCAGACAUGUGGAAUAGCUGAGGCCAGCGUAAAACAGAGUCCCCCAAAGCACACCUGGGCUGAAAUGGUAUCAGAAGCUUGUAUCAGUACUGGUAUCUGGUAUUAAAACCCACAUGUUUGCUUUCAAAAGUUGAUCUGUAUUUGAUUGGUCAUGCCUGUGGCAAUCAAAGCCGAGGAAAAUGUUCCCAAAAAUCCCAUCUGUUUCACGCAGGACUUUUUGGCCCAGGUUUGUCCCUGAGUGUGGGUGAAAGGCCUGAUGAAGCCUGGCACUGCACUGUAUGGGCUUACCAGCAACAACCUCCCAUGACCUACUGACCUGCCUGUCAGAUACAUCUAGUUAGGACUUUUUUCUCUGUUUGAGAGAGUAAACAGGAGAUCUCUUUCCCCUUUAGUGGAGAUGACUAUUUUCCCUCGGCAUGCCCUUUGAAUUAAAAGCCGAUUUCCACCAAACAACUCGUCACCUAUGACUAUGUGCCCUGUGAAGCACAUUUGAGGUCAGUCUGAGUUCAUCUUGAGUUUGGACUGGCUUGUUGUGAUACAGCACUUAUUCCCCAAAGUGUUUUAGCUUUAGCUUGAUUGAAUUUAGGCCUCCAGGAGGUUCAUGCUACAUGAAGACUGGAAAUACAACACUUCCUUGCUUUUUUUGCUUUCUCUAAUGGCCAAAUAUAAGGAGAGCCUGAAUCUGCUAACUGAGUUCACUUUGUGAAGGCCUCACUCUGUGAAACGCACACAUUUUUUCUUUGUAAAAGAUUGUUUUGUUACAGACUGUAAUCACCAGGUGCUACUGGGUCAGUCGAUUCUGUUGUGAAACAUGACUCGUCCAUUUUGGGUCAUGGCUAAAAUUAAAGUUACACACAGGAGGGGGCACUUGUGAUUUUGCUGAAAGUAGCACAUUUGGAUCCGAUUCCUCAGUUUAUGAACGCUCACCCGGUGUCACGGCCGAAGUUGGAGUGUGUGACCUUGCAGCCAUGUUGUGCCCACAUCGCAUGGUCAUCCAAAAUGGUUGGCAGAUGUUUUUGUCUUGUUUUCUGUAAAGCGUCAGUGGUCAAGCUGUGUGCUGUCCUCAGUGGUUCUGGCUAAGUUCAGUGUACAUCGUGAAACUGUUUGCAUUGGCGAGAAUACUGUUUGGUUUUAUUAUCCAGCUGUAGCCAUCAUAGCAAUUCUUAAUAAUCAUGAUUUCUCACUGCCUCUUGUCUAUUACUGUUCAUUUGGGCAAGUUCCUGUUCAAAGACAUACAUUUUGUUGUUCAAAGAGGUGACCAAACCAUUCUUAUUGCAUUUCACUAGAAAAAAAAAGACAUUUCAAAUUACAGAAGUAAUUUAACAGUGCAGCGUUGCCUGUUGCUGAAUUCAGAUUGCCAUAAUGGCUACAGCUGUGGGUGCUUUGUCUGCUUGUUCAUCCUAUUUUGAACAGGGCGAUUAUUGUUUCUGACUGCAUCAGAACAGCCACAUGCAUAUGACUUACGACAGCAAACUUCCUCAAAUGAAACAUGGGUGAGGGGCUACCAGCCUCUAACCAAAAACUGUAUAAGUACUGACCUAAAACUGAACUUCCAUAAGGUGUUCCAGACAACCAAAUCUGCUCUGUUUCUGGUUUCAGUGUUGUAGUCUUUCAUUGGCCAUUCAAAGUUUCCUGGUUAAUCACACAGCCAAUCGCAGCCUCUGGUCAAAGCCAAGCACUAUAUGACUCAUCACAAACCACUGACAGAGGAGCUCAUUCAGCACGUCUUCUGUUUGCACAUGCACAGCGAAGGGUCCAUCCUGUUUGCAGACUGUACAGGCUACUGUUGUGUAUAGUUAUAAAGAUGUUCUUGCAAAUGUUUUGAAGAUGUUGGGAAAAGGAUCCUGGAUUUUAUGGGGUGGGGUCAAUGCACAAUGAACAUAUCCCAUGUCACCGUUUGGUCUAAAUCCCUUUACCAUCCCCAUAUGAGAUAAUAUGUUGUAUCUUUCAAAAAUAUUUUAUCUGUGGCGUGUGUGUGUGUGUAUAUAUAUAUAUAUAUGGUUUGUUAUAUAUGAUGCUCCUCCUUUCAGAAAAAUAUAACAUGUAAACAGGAAAAACAUAUUGCUGUUUUUUUUCCUUUGUAUUUUAUACUUACAGAAAGCAUUGAAUAAAAAUGGAUAAAUACUUGCACUUUAGAUAUAUUAAGAAAAGUAAAAAUCUGCAUAUUAUUUUUGAUAGGGAUCUCACAUUCAAAGAGUAUAAAUUACAGGCUUUGUGACUAUUGCUGGACAGAGAUGUAUUGAGUUCUACUUAUUGAAGUAUAUUUUGUCUGUGUGUCAGAAGGUUUACUAAAGUAAAUUGCAUGAUAAAGUAGUGCUACACCGAUAUUGUUCUUUUUUUUAGUUGGUAAAAAUGUCUGAAAACUGUGAUAACAACCCUCUUGUAUCAUGUUUAACCUCUCCUCACCCCUUCUUGAAUAUUUCUUACUGAAAUAUGGCCUUUCCUGACUACAUGACGAUGGUGCUUACUUUGGCUUUGACAUCAAGCUCAUCUUAUACAUCUCAACAUCAUCAUAACUCGCAUCCUUACACACUUCAUUUCUUUCUGUUAUGUACUCUCACUUCCUUAUUAAAUUUCCGUUGAUGGCAAAAAAGGUGUGCUGUUUUGUACAUUGCUGUUUGUUUAAAUGUUGGGGGAGUCUUCUUGUCUGAAAAAUGACUAAUCGCGCAAUAAAAAGUCAUUCCACAUG